This is a messenger RNA of Lycium ferocissimum, 2367 nucleotides long. Its product is annotated as LEAF RUST 10 DISEASE-RESISTANCE LOCUS RECEPTOR-LIKE PROTEIN KINASE-like 2.1. The record is from RefSeq and is a predicted model, not a curated record. The coding region runs from base 292 to 1113 and encodes 273 amino acids. NCBI's taxonomy places the organism in Eukaryota, Viridiplantae, Streptophyta, Magnoliopsida, Solanales, Solanaceae. The transcript has a single exon. Gene Ontology annotation, molecular function: polysaccharide binding.
UGUCAAAGAUCAUUCUACUGUUUGCUAUAUGUUGACCAAAGAAUGACAAAAUAAAGCACCCCAUCUUUAUCGUUGAAUUUUACGUCUCAUCUUUCUAAUUGAAUUUGGUGUUCUUCCAAACCUUUUUACCUUCCUCCUCUUUCUCUUUCCCUUAUAAUUCCUCUAUCUCCUCCCCGCCUAUAUCUCUCUUUUAGACCAAGAAGAUUAUAGAAUUGUGUAUAGCUCUUUUUAUACUAUAACCAGUUAGCUCAUACCUUUCUAGGUGGUGCUAAUUCCUUUAAUCAAACAGAAAUGCAUCGAGAACUCCAUCCAUACUUUUUGCUCUUAACUACCACAAUAUUUAUCUUGUUCUACAUACCGGGGUCUUUCUGUCAAGAUGACGAGCAAUUCAGAAUGUGUGGUGAGCCAUUUGGUUGCGGCGACAUGGAGAUAAAUUACCCUUUCUGGGGAGGGAGCAGACCAGAGUACUGUGGUGGUCAUCCAAGUUUCGAGAUCAAGUGCGAAAGUAACAUCCCCAAUAUUGUAAUCGAAUCAAAAACAUAUGAAGUGUUAGGGAUCAACAAUCCUAGUAGAAUACUUACUCUGGCUAGGGAUGAUUUACUGAGUAGUAAUCUUUGUUUGGACAACCCUGAGAACGCCUCCUUGAAUUUUAAUCUUUUCAGCUAUGUCUCCGGUGACCAAAAUAUUACUCUGUAUUAUGGCUGCACCCUCCGCUCUGGUUCGCAAAUAGUACCAACUUUUCCAAAUGCGUUCAAAUGCAAUAGCAACGUAUUUGGUAUAUACACAACGAUCGGCGUUCCCUUCGACUUAUCUACAGUGAGAUGUGAGAACCAAAUAAUAGUUACGGUCAAUCAAACGAAUGCUCUUGCAUUAGCUAGUGGUACAGCUUCCGUGGAAGUUCUGAAAACAGCAAUUUCUGGCGGUUUUUCAGUUAAUUGGACGGCAAGUAUUGAUACUAAGUGCCAACAGUGCACCGAGUCAGGUGGAAGAUGUGGAUCCAACCCGGAUUCCGCAGACUUUGUUUGUCAUUGUGAAACUGGUACUCAUCCAACCGACUGCCACGACGGACAACGCCAAGCUGGCGGUAAUCUUUUCUCCACUAUUCCCUCAUGAUUUUACUAGAACCUAUAGAUUAAUUCGAAUGUCUGAAUCACCAUUCCAGUCCUUUCAGCAAAGAAAUUAAGUUACAUACAUAUUCUUAAAACAAUUUGCAAUUAGUAUUGUUUUAUCAUAUUAUAACAGGUUAGUUAUAAUUUGAACCACAUACUGAUCAUAGGAUUUACUCGUAAUUACUUUAUAAAUGACUGAACAUAUAAUCAUGUUUUUCAUCUUUCAUAAAAUUAAACUUUCCACCAAAUUCUCCAGGCUUAAUCAUAAUUCCUAUCAUAAGCAAGCAUUUACUUUGGUCCAAAUUCCAUAUAAAACUCUAAUUUUUUUGGGUUCCAACCCUGCACGGAGUCAUUUUUGGUAGGAACGCUUUGCCUCCAAAGUGGGACUUCCGGUGCGAAUCUGAAUUCGUCUAGCCCAAAGUCGAUACUAAACACGGAAUGGAAAACCAAAAAAAUAAAAUAGCUAAAUUGUGACCUCGUCAGUGUUUAAUUUAUUUGGUCAAUUUUAUAAAAUUCCUCUUUCUGUUACUAUACUUUUUUUUGGCUCCCUCUUUUAACACCAAAAGUAAAGGCAUUGUCAAAACUCAGAAAGCUAUCUAAUUGUUUUAUAUGUUAGAGAUGCCAAUUAUCCUAAAUUUUUAGAGUUUGGACAUUGUUUUAUCCUAUAUUUAAAAAAUUAGGAGUAAUUUUCUUCUAUUAAUUGUUUCGAAAUGCCGAUUUUUCAUGUCUGCGCUAAGGUGAUGUUUUAUAUGUUAGAGAUGUCAACUAUCCUUUAAGAAAAAUUAAAAAAACAACGAAAUUUGAAUGAUUGGAAAAGUACAAUAGUUCUCUAACUACCCAAAAAGAAUAAUAUGUGUUUCUUUGGAUUUCAAACUUGGAUGGCGCUUGAAUAAAAUGACAGAAAGAAAAUAUUAUUCAAAGAAAGAUUGAGUUCACCGUUAGACUAUUCUCACCUAAUUUAUAAAUUAAUAAGGCCUCAUUUGUUUUCAUUAAGAUUAAGACGUGUGAAUUCGAAUGCACAUCUGAAUGAAUAAGUUGUCUCUAGAUCUGAACACUGAAUGAUUAAGACUAUUUUUUUUUUCAACAUCUCAAUGUGCAUAAUGUAUUUAUUUAAACGUAUUAAAUAUACAAUUCAAAUAAAAAUGUAACUAAAUAUUAGAAAAUAAAUACAAAUUUAAUAAAUUUUAAAUAUUAUUUGAUAAAAAAAUGAAAUAGUUACGUUUGCUAGUAAAGAUGUAGAUGUUUGUGGUGGUGGUGG